This is a messenger RNA of Zingiber officinale, 1659 nucleotides long. RefSeq lists its product as uncharacterized. The transcript is spliced from 7 exons. NCBI's taxonomy places the organism in Eukaryota, Viridiplantae, Streptophyta, Magnoliopsida, Zingiberales, Zingiberaceae. The record is from RefSeq and is a predicted model, not a curated record. The coding region runs from base 1 to 1659 and encodes 552 amino acids.
AUGUUUCCCAAGAAACAGAAAGAUGCAAGGAAUGCAUGUCAGGUGGCUGCUGAAAUCGAUAGUUGCAAUGGUGGAAUGACAUCGUCAUUGAGAUGGCUGGCCUAUGGACCACGUGUGCGAGUCUUAAAGUGUGAUAGCUAUGUCAUAAAUGGCAAUUUAUACCAAACAAAAGAGCGAGAUGAUGAGAAAAUUUGUCAAAACAGUGGUGUUUCUCUACUUGCCAACACGAUGCUUGUUUGUAGUGCCAAAGAUAAGAAUCCCGUGUUAGAGAAUGUGACUUUUUAUGGAGUUAUUGAAGAGAUAUGGGAACUAGACUAUCAUCAAUUUCAAGUUCCUCUUUUCAAGUGCGCAUGGGUAUCAAAUGACAAAGGAAUACAAUACAAUGAUGAAUGUGACUUCACCUUAGUUAAUCUGAACAAACGAGGCCACCAGAAGGAUGAAUUUGUGCUUGCAAGUCAAGUUAGACAAGUAUUUUAUAUUGCUGACCCACUGAACAAAGGGUGGUCAAUAGUGCUUCCAGUUCCAAAUAGAUAUUACGAGGGAGAAGAGGAUCUUUGGACCAGAAUUCCCAAAGCUCGACCAAUUGAUAAUGUUGAUAUUCAUUGGAAAAGAAAAAUGCGUCCUAAAAAACAGCGAAAAAUAGCAAAAUAUGAUGAGCCACGUGUAGUUGAGGACACCGAACUACACCAAGAUGCUGAUGGGUUAGCCGCUGCAGAGCUACGAGGAGAGACUGAAAUAGAAGAACCUUCUAUUACUGGGCAAAAGAAGACUCGGGGGCCUACAUCAAUGUGCAUACUUAUUGCUGCUGCAAGAUGGGGAAAAAAGUCAACGAUUGAAUAUGAUGACAUGGGACGACCUGUGUACAAUGAAAAUGGGAAGGCACUACAAUCUUUCAUAGGCUCUGUUGUUAGAUCCAUGGUGCCAAUUAACAUAAAGUCAUGGCCCACUGUUCCAGAGAACAUGAAACAAAAAGUGUGGGAAGAAAUAUCGAAUGUCUUCGACUUAGCACCUCAAAGCGAGGCGGCAGUGAUGAGUUCAGCAGGCCAGAAAUGGAGAGACUUCAAAAAUAAACUCAACAGUAGGUUUGUCUGGCCAUAUAGAGAUAAUCCUGAAAAACUGAGGUCACCACCGGAGCAGUAUCAGAUCCCAUCUGCAAUUUGGAAAGCUUUUGUCGAUGAGAGGCUACAUCCAUCUUGGAAUGAACGGACGAGCCAUUGCAAGUAUCAUCACAAAAUGUCUCGCAAGGGUUACAUUGGCUUGGAGACUGAAUUGAGGCAGAGAAAAAUAUUCAGGGAGGAUGAGGAAGUUGAUAGGUCAUUACUUUGGCGUAAGGCCCGCGAGGACAAAUCCGGAAACAUCACAAAUACAGAGACUGCUGAAGUUGCUGAAAAAAUUGAUGAUUUGUUGGACAAGAAAAAGAGGGGAGAGUUCAUAUCUUCUGGAAGCAAUGACGUAUUAACUACUGCAUUAGGGAGCCAAGAACAUUACGGAAGGGUUAGAGGUGUAGGGGGAUUUGUGAAGCCCCAAGUCUACUUCAAAACUCCAAGGAAGAAGAGGGAGUUGGUGUCAAAGGCUUUGGUUGAAAACUUCAAAGAGCAAGCGGAGGAAACAAAGAGUUUGAAAGCUGAAGUUGAAAAACUCAAGGCUCUUCUUGCUUGA